Messenger RNA from Engraulis encrasicolus (European anchovy), 2159 nucleotides. Its product is annotated as gamma-aminobutyric acid receptor subunit rho-1-like. NCBI's taxonomy places the organism in Eukaryota, Metazoa, Chordata, Actinopteri, Clupeiformes, Engraulidae. Bases 39 to 1304 code for a protein of 421 amino acids. Gene Ontology annotation, biological process: chemical synaptic transmission; signal transduction; nervous system process. Gene Ontology annotation, cellular component: synapse; neuron projection; plasma membrane. The record is from RefSeq and is a predicted model, not a curated record. Gene Ontology annotation, molecular function: neurotransmitter receptor activity; GABA-A receptor activity; extracellular ligand-gated monoatomic ion channel activity. The transcript has 9 exons.
ACAAGCCUGGCAGUCCAAUCUUCAGAAGGAGUCCAGACAUGACAAAAUCACCAGUUACCAAAUCAGAGCAGCUGCUGAGAAUAGACGACCACGACUUCACUAUGAGACCAGCUUUCGGAGGGCCUCCUAUUCCAGUGGGUGUGGACGUCCAGGUGGAAAGUCUUGACACCAUAUCUGAAGUGGACAUGGACUUCACCAUGACCCUGUAUCUGAGGCACUACUGGAAGGACGAGCGUCUGGCGUUCCAGAGCACCAACAACCAGAGCCUGACCUUCGACAGCCGACUGGUGAAGAAGAUCUGGGUCCCCGACAUGUUCUUCGUCCACUCCAAGAGAUCCUUCAUCCAUGACACCACGACAGACAACGUCAUGCUCCGAGUCUAUCCUGAUGGCAAUGUCCUCUACAGCCUGAGGGUCACGGUGACUGCAAUGUGCAACAUGGACCUGAGUCGUUUCCCUUUGGACACACAGACAUGCUCCCUGGAGAUCGAAAGCUAUGCGUACACGGAUGACGACCUCAUGCUCUACUGGAAAAAGGGGAAUGAGUCGCUCAACACAGACGAUCGCAUCUCCCUGUCCCAGUUCCGCAUCCAGAAGUUCCACACCACCACAAAGCUCGCCUUCUACAGCAGCACAGGCUGGUACAAUCGUCUGUACAUCCACUUCACUUUGCGGCGGCACAUUUUCUUCUUCCUACUUCAGACGUAUUUCCCAGCGACACUGAUGGUUAUGCUGUCGUGGGUAUCCUUCUGGAUCGACCGCAGGGCAGUGCCUGCCAGGGUACCUUUAGGAAUAACGACUGUGCUGACCAUGUCCACCAUCAUCACUGGGGUCAACGCCUCCAUGCCUCGAGUGUCCUACAUCAAAGCUGUGGACAUAUACCUCUGGGUCAGCUUUGUGUUUGUAUUCCUUUCGGUGAUAGAGUACGCAGCGGUAAACUACCUCUCCACCGUACAAGAACGAAGAGAGAGAAAGCUCAGAGAUCGGCUGCCCUGUACGUGUGGCAUAGCCAAUCCGGACGACAUGAUGAUGAACCCGAGCUACAGCGACGUGGACCCCAGCAUGGACCCCACCAUGGACCCCAACACGGGGACCUACGGGAUGCCGGGGGAGAACGGCGGGCGCCAGGAGCGCAUCUUGGCCCAGUUCACCCUGGCAGACAAUCAGACCACCACUCAGCUGAAGGGCGCCAGGCCCUACAUCAACAUCUGGAUCGACACCCAUGCCAUAGACAAGUACUCGAGGGUGGUCUUCCCUGGUGCCUACACCCUCUUCAACAUCAUCUACUGGUCCAUCUACUCCUAGGCAGAGGAUAUGAGGAUUAUAUUUGUUUUUUUGUUAGAUUUUUGAACAAUACUUUGCACUUCAGGGACCAGGAAGUUCCACUGGGAGUUUUUUUCAGCAUUCCAUCCAUCUGAAGCUGAAUAUUAUUUAUUGCCUUCUUCUUUUUUCACUUCAAAAGAAGAUCUUCGAAAAAAAAAAACUAUGUGGAGUAAACUAAACUCUUUGAAGAGUUGAUUUUCUGAACUACUUUUUUUUGUUUCGAACCGAGAAGGCUUACCAUUUUGUGUACAUAAUAUUGGUACAAAAGGAAGGACAUAGAAGGACCUUGACAGAUGCAAAUGGCUGAUGGCUCAGGCUUGGAUUACAAAUGGCUGAGAUGUCAUUUGGCACUUUGCAAACAGUUGGUAAAGUUUCACUGAAAUAAUCCAUGUAAGCUGCUGCUGACUGACCUCUGACUGAAAGAGUGAAAGCCCAUUGGGAAACUCCAACUCCCAUUGUCAUUGUGACACAGCACUCCACAGCACACAAGUGAACACUGCACACUGCACACAACGAAAUUGCAUUUAUGCCUCACCCGUGCAAGGGGGCAGCCCUCAGUGGCGCCCCAUGGGGAGCAGUGCGGUGGGACGGUACCAUGCUCAGGGUACCUCAGUCAUGGAGGAGGAUAGGGGCGAGCACUGGUUGAUUACUCCCCCCACCAACCUGGCGGGUCGGGAGUCGAACCGGCAACCUCUGGGAUGCAAGUCUGAUGCCCUAACCGCUCACCCAUGACUGCCCGUUAUGACUGACGAUGACAUUCAUUUUUUGAAUGCUGAAGUAGCAUACAAACAUAACAGUACAAAAUGUUCUGUAAAACAAUUGUAAAGCUAACCAGUU